AUGAACAGUGAAAAUCCCAGAGAAAAAGAAAAAAAAAAAAUUCUGACAAGAACAAAAAUGGAGAUACAUUACACAAGUACAGGAAACAACAAAAGUGACUUAAGCGACGUGGAUGUGAUGAAGUUAGAUGAAAAUGAAAUGAAGAAACCAAGUCAUGCGCAAGAUGAUGCAGUGGAAGGCAAAAUGGAUAUAGCUAUAAAAGAAGAGGAAAAAAAAUCGAUAAAAAGGGUUGCUGAAGAAAAGGGAGAAGUUUCUUAUAGUCCCUCAUCUGCACCUCCUGUGAAGAGGAAAAAGAAGGAAAAUCAGAGGGGGGUACAAAAUAAUGUUCUUGGUGAAAGGGAAAAUAUGAAACCGAAUGAAGGAGAACCAAAAAGCUAUUGUAAGGAUAAGGGCGAUGAUAAAAAAAUAAUGAUCGAUAAAAAUAACCUUUUUCAGGAAAUAAAUUCAUUGAUAAGAAGAAAAUUAAAAAUUAAUGAUGUUAUAAAAAUUGAUUUAUUUUAUAAAGACAAUUGCACACAAAUAAAACCAUAUACUAUAUUUGAUGAUUAUAAAGAUGUAAAUAUAGAAAAUAAAAUUAACAUUGAAAUUGUAAAUUUUUUAAAAAGUAAUUUAAAUAAUAGCAGGAAUUUCCUCUCCAUAUAUAGUAGCGUGGUAGAACUACGAGGUUGUUUCAAUGAUGAGUUAAUUAAUUUACCAAUUAUCAAUCAAAUUAUUUUACAAAAAAUAAGCAGUAAUAAUUAUAAAUACAAAUUCAACAUUGACAAUGAGGUGCUUAACUACAUAUAUGUGGAUCUAUUUAAAAUACCUAAAAGCAAGUAUAAAUUCAAAAUUUUGGAAAAAAUGUAUGAAAUAGAGGAAUGGUAUUACUACGACACGAAGGAAGAAAGACAGAGAGGCAAGGUUAGUGGGGACAAAAACAUCCAAGUGUCAACAGAAUAUAGUGAACGAUUAGGCAACCCAGAAAACACGAAAUCUGUAGUUCAUGAACUAGAGGAAGAUAAAAAUAAUAAGCAGCCAUCAAAUGAAAACAUAAAUGAAGAUGGUGACAUGGAGGAAAAGAGCACAUCUAGCGAAUGUAAUGAAAGUGAUGCACUUAUUAAUUUGUAUAAUGAAAAAAAAAAGAAUGAGGAAAGGAAUUUACCCAAUCGAAAAAAGAAGAAAAAGAAGAAAAAAAAAAAAAAUGUUGAUAAGGACAAGUUAUACAUUGAUGAAUUAAAGAAAUUAGUGGAAGAGGACAGCGAAAAUGAAGCUAACAAUUCAUCAAAUGAUCAAAAUUCUACAGACACAAAUGAUACAUCUAAUAAUAAAAAUCAAAUUUUAUAUAGAAGGAAAAUAAUAUACUCUAAUGAUAAUAACAAUACUAUCAUAAGAGCGUUUAAGGAGAUUGAAAAUAACAACCUUUGUGUUUAUUAUCCUAAUAGUUCAUAUAAUCAAUGUUUGAAUAUGAGUUCAUAUGAACCUCUCCUGAGGGAAGAAGUUUCUACGGGUAUUAUUUUUGAUGAUUCUGCAUGUGCAGAUAGUUCUAAUCGUUCCAGUGCAAACUAUCGAAACUGCGACAUUUAUCAUCACAAAAAUAAGGAAAGAGGUGUAACCAAAGGUACACCAAUGGGGAAAAUAAAUGAGGAAUCAAAGGACAUAAAAGACACACAAAAUUUGAACGCUCUAAACGAUGAAAACAUUAAGAUAAAAAAAAGAUACGUGAAAGACAUUUCGAUAUAUAAUUUCUGUUGUGAUGAUAAAUACAAAGGAUGUAAUUUAUUUCUGCAUGUAGCAAAAAAUAAAAAAUUGAAAAACUUGAAGAUAGACUACAAUAUUGAUUAUUCAGAUUUUGCCAAUAAUUUGGAUAUCAUAAAAAUGUAUGAAAUUAAGACUGAGACAAUUUCGAAAAUCCCGUGUGACGAAAAUAAGAAAAAAAUUGUCGGGAAAUUAUUUGACCUUGAAAAGGACUGGAAGGUGAAUGUGAGCAUUCAUAUUGACAUUGAGAAAGUUAUGCGAGAAUUCAGAAAAAGGGUUAAUUCGGAAAAUUGCAUAGAAAAUGGCACCCAAAAUUGCAUCCAAAAUGGGAGCCAAAAUGAUCACCCAUCAGAGCACAAACAACUAUAUCGUGAAAAACGAACGAACAAGCUGGAUUAUAUCAUUUACAACUUUUACAAAAAUUUCGAGUGCUUAAUAAAUUUUAUAAAUAAACGAAAAAAUAGUUCAACCAAGUUUGAGUACUUCUACCCGAAAAUGAUAGGAGAUGUGAAUGAAGAGAUACGAAAACAUUAUGACAAGAAAAAAGUGAUUUUAUUAAAAAAAUCAAAUAUAAAAUAUAUCCGUAUUUUUAACAAUGAAGUAAAGAGAAUAAUGAUAUUAUUUUUUGUGCCUUAUAACUCCAAAGUGUUAGACCUUGCAUGUGGACAUGGGCAAGACAUGCUGAAAUACAAUACGGUGAAAAAUAAGGUGUAUGUUGGAUUGGACAUUUCAAAUAAAGAAAUCGAAUUAGCAAAGGAGCGGUUAAAUCAAAACGACAUGAAAGGUUUAUGCAAUAGCGAUAAUUUUAUAUUUUUGCAAGGAGACAUUUUAAAUAAUAAAUUUUUUAGAAAAUGGAAAAACAAAAAUAUUACAUUUGACACAAUUUCUAUCAAUUUAGCUAUGCAUUAUGUGGUGUAUAAUGAAAAAUCAUCUAAAAAAUUUUUUAAAAUUCUCGGAAAUUUUUUGGAGAAUGAGGGAUUAUUGCUAGCAACCACCAUUUCGACUGUCACAUUGACAGAUUUUUUGAUGAAACGAGCGAUCACGCAGAUGGCUAACGAUUCUAUUUCGCUGACACUGGAAAACGAUCUUUUCACAAUUCGAUUCGACCAAGAAAACUUGCUGAAAAUUUUCAAAAAUAAAAUGUGCCUAGAGGAAUUCCUAGAAUUUGUUAACAGCAGUGAUUCAAUGCCUCCAAAGAAGUACAACUACUUUUACAAUUUAAUAAAGAACGCUCUAGAAAAUACGUUAGGUAUAAAAUAUUAUUUCUAUCUAUAUGACACAAUUGACGCUAACGAAUUUGUUAUUCCACAAAAAUAUUUAAGAGAAAAAUUGAAAGAAUUAAAUAUGAUUGAACUCUUUAACAACACUGCCAUAGGAUUUCUUCACUACAUAACGAACAAUUUGGAAACAUAUGAAAAAUAUGAAAAUAUAAAAUAUUUUAAUUUAAUUAAUAAGACAAUAAAUAAUCAAAUUUUUGAGGACAUUAAAUUCAGGAUUAAUAAAAUUCAAGGCAUUAACCGAAAUUCACAAAUUUAUUAUGAUAUUUGUUCCUUGUAUCACGUGUAUGUGUAUAAAAAGAAUUUUGAUGCAUCCAUAUUGGGUAUAUAA
Plasmodium gonderi is the source of this 3342-nucleotide messenger RNA. RefSeq names its product methyltransferase. The record is from RefSeq and is a predicted model, not a curated record. Gene Ontology annotation, biological process: 7-methylguanosine mRNA capping. The transcript is spliced from 2 exons. Gene Ontology annotation, molecular function: mRNA 5'-cap (guanine-N7-)-methyltransferase activity. Bases 1 to 3342 code for a protein of 1113 amino acids. Gene Ontology annotation, cellular component: nucleus. NCBI's taxonomy places the organism in Eukaryota, Apicomplexa, Aconoidasida, Haemosporida, Plasmodiidae.